ACUUUUAGUUUGAAGACAUUUUGCUGGCUCCUGUUGUUGGUCUUAGCAACGCGUCGGUCGUGUAGGGCUUCUGCUUUCUGACCAUGUAGCGUUAGCUAGCAUCUAGUGCUACACGGUUUCUCCAGAAACUCGCACUGUUGAUAGUCUCUGAAGCCAUCAUUAAGACACCAGUCACAGGGGGAUGCUCCAAUGCCUUUGGUGUGACUGACAGACCCACUUGGAACCAUCGCUAUGUCGGUGAUCAGCAGCCUUGUCCCCGCGCGUUUCCUCACACUCAUAGCCCACCUCGUCAUUGUCAUCACCAUAUUCUGGUCAAGGGAAAACAAUGUUAGGGCUUCAUUGCCAUUGCAAUUUACAGAAGAGGCAUAUGAUGAGGAGGACACUAGGUUGGUGAUAGGACUGUCUGUCACUCUGGGCCUGUUUUUCAUAGAACUGUCGGGGUUUUUCUCUGGAGUAUCAAUGUUUAACAGCAGCCAAGGGCUCCUUUCCUUGGCAUCCCACUGCAGCGCGUCUAUCUGCCUGUCCUUCUUUGUGUUCCAGAAGUGGCAAUGCUGGACCUACUGGUUCAUUUUUGGCUUUUGCAGUGUGUUUCCAGCCCUUGUGGAGGUUGUCCUCUUCUUUGCUGUCUUUGGAUUAAAAAAGAAGCCCAUCUGAGCUGCAGUUAUUAUUCCAACAGCUGUUUCUUGAAAAUAUGACUAACCACACCAUGACAGUGGUUGACAGUGUAUACAAUCAGUUUUUUAGCAUAUGUUUACCAUCUACUGUAUGCUGUGUGUGAUUUGUUUUGUACGAUUUAAUUGUCUUUUCUCCUCUGAUGUUUAAAUAAACACUUUUUUACAAU
This is a messenger RNA of Sardina pilchardus (European sardine), 841 nucleotides long. RefSeq names its product transmembrane protein 107-like. Bases 232 to 654 code for a protein of 140 amino acids. Gene Ontology annotation, cellular component: MKS complex. The record is from RefSeq and is a predicted model, not a curated record. The transcript has 6 exons. Lineage: Eukaryota; Metazoa; Chordata; Actinopteri; Clupeiformes; Clupeidae. Gene Ontology annotation, biological process: protein localization to ciliary transition zone; non-motile cilium assembly.